Messenger RNA from Ilex paraguariensis (yerba mate), 2769 nucleotides. The record is from the annotation of a GenBank genome assembly. Lineage: Eukaryota; Viridiplantae; Streptophyta; Magnoliopsida; Aquifoliales; Aquifoliaceae.
AUGGAGAACAAGAUGGGUAGGCCAAAUAUUCCUCUCUUGUUCAUUCUCACUAUCGCUUGCAUGUUCAGUUUCACUCUAGCCACCGCUCACGAACCAGAAAGUUCAUGGGAAAGUAAUGCUGACAUUGACCAGAGCAAUUUAGAUACAUAUAUCGUCCAUCUGAAUCAGCCCAAUCGUCGAGUUUUCACUCAUUCAGAAGAUCUAGAAAGCUGGUACCAAUCAUUUUUGCCGCCAACUACCACGAGCAUGAAUAAGCAAUCACGCAUGGUGUAUUCAUAUCGCAAUGUGAUCAGCGGGUUUGCAGCCAGAUUUUCACCGCAGGAAGCAAAAGCCUUGGAAAAGAAGGAUGGGUUUGUAUCAGCUCGGCCCCAAAAGGUGUUGCCUUUACAUACAACUCAUAGUCCAAGCUUCUUGGGUUUGCACCAAAAUUUAGGGUUUUGGCAAGGCUCAAAUUAUGGAAAAGGUGUGAUUAUUGGCGUUUUGGACACUGGAAUUACUCCAUCCCAUCCUUCCUUCAGCGACGAAGGAGUACCGCCUCCACCGGCUAAAUGGAAGGGGAAAUGUGAACUAAAUGGCACGAUGUGUAACAACAAACUCAUCGGUGCAAGGAACUUUGUGAGUGGCUCGACAGAACCACCAAUUGAUGACGAAGGACACGGCACCCAUACAUCGAGCACUGCUGCCGGAAACUAUGUUGAAGGGGCGAAUGUUUUUUGCCAUGCCAAUGGCACAGCGGCUGGCAUGGCUCCUCUGGCUCACUUGGCUAUUUACAAAGUAUGUGGUGAGACAGGUUGUGGCGAAAGUGACAUAUUGGCCGCAAUGGACACUGCAGUUGAGGAUGGCGUUGAUGUGCUCUCUCUCUCCAUUGGUGGAUGGUCCUCUCCUUUCUUUGAUGAUGGCAUUGCGAUUGGGGCAUUUGGUGCAAUUCAAAAGGGAAUUUUUGUUAGUUGUUCAGCUGGAAACUCUGGCCCAGUCAAUGCUUCGUUAUCUAACGAGGCCCCAUGGAUUCUUACUGUUGGUGCAAGCACCAUCGAUCGAAGCAUAAGAGCAAUGGCAGUGCUCGGAAACCUUGUUUUGUUUGAUGGCGAGUCUCUUUUUCAGCCUCCUAUGUCGUUCGAUUUAUUGCCUCUUGUUUACGCUGGCACGAAUGGGGAUCAAAAUGCUGCAUUGUGCCGGCCAGGAUCAUUGAAUAACACUGAUGUCGAAGGCAAGGUUGUAUUGUGUGAAAGAGGGGGUGGGAUAGCUAGAAUUGCCAAAGGGCAAACAGUGAAGGACGCGGGUGGUGUCGCCAUGAUUCUUAUGAAUCAAGAACAGGAUGGUUAUAGUACAUUAGCUGAUGCUCAUGUUCUUCCUGCAACACAUGUAGGCUACAAAGCUGGACAAGAUGUCAAAGCCUAUAUAAACUCGACCUCGUCACCUAUGGCUACAAUCAUAUUCCAAGGAACUGUAAUUGGAGUAGAUUAUGCUCCUAUGGUUACCUCAUUCUCUUCCAGAGGCCCUAGCUUGGCAAGCCCAGGCAUUCUGAAACCUGACAUUAUUGGUCCUGGUGUGAGCAUUCUUGCUGCAUGGCCCAUCUCUGUGGAAAACAACACCAAUACAAAGGCCACAUUUAACAUAAUUUCUGGCACCUCAAUGUCUUGUCCUCACCUCAGUGGCAUCGCGGCAUUGCUGAAAAGUGCACACCCAGAGUGGUCACCUGCUGCUAUUAAGUCUGCAAUCAUGACAACUGCUGAUCAGUUAAACCUCGAUAAAAUGCCUAUCGUUGACGAGAGGUUUCUUCCGGCUGACAUUUUUGCCCUCGGGGCAGGGCAUGUCAACCCAUCUAAAGCAGACGACCCAGGGCUUGUCUAUGACAUCCAACCCGAUGAUUACAUCCCCUAUUUAUGUGGAUUGGGUUACACUGACCAAGAUGUUAGUGUCAUUGUGCAACGGACCAUUAACUGCUCCCAAGUAUCAAGCAUACCUGAAGCAGAACUUAACUAUCCUUCAUUUGCGAUAAUACUUGGGUCAACCCCUCAGACAUAUACAAUGACAUAUACGAGGACAGUGACAAAUGUCGGCCCGGCUAACUCAUCUUACUAUCCUGCCAUUUAUGAAGUACCAGGAGUUGUUCUUAGUGUCGAGCCUUCGAGGCUCGACUUCUCAGAGGUGAAUGAAAAUUUGACGUACCAAGUAACAUUUACCCGAUUAGCCAACAGUGGAGUCAGUGUGCCCUAUGUUCAAGGAGCUCUUGUUUGGAUUUCUGGCUGUGGCGAAAGUGACAUAUUGGCCGCAAUGGACACUGCUAUUGAGGAUGGCGUUGAUGUGCUCUCUCUCUUCCUUGGUGGAGGGUCCUCUCCUUUCUUUGCCGAUGUCAUUGUUCAGCAUUUGGUGCAAUUCAAAAGGGAAUUGUCGUUAGUUGUUCAGCUGCAACGGCACUACACGGAAACAUGGAUUCUUCCCGUCGAUUUAUUUCCUCUUGUUUACGCUGGCAUGAAUGGGGAUCAAAAUGCUGCAUUGUGCGGGCCAGGAUCAUUGAAUAACACUGAUGUCCAAGGCAAGGUUGUGCUAUGUGAAAGAGGAGGUGGGAUAGCUAGGAUUGCCAAGAGGCAAACAGUUAAGGACGCUGGUGGUGCGGCAAUGAUUCUCAUGAAUCAACAGCAAAAUGGUAAUAUUACAAUUGCUGAUUUUCAUGUUCUUCCUGCAACACAUGUAGGAUAUGAUGCAGGACUAGCUGUCAAAGCCUAUAUAAAUUCGAUAUCGUCGCCUAUGGCCACAAUCAUAUUCUAA